This is a messenger RNA of Colossoma macropomum (tambaqui), 993 nucleotides long. RefSeq names its product olfactory receptor 1571-like. Gene Ontology annotation, cellular component: membrane. The transcript has a single exon. The record is from RefSeq and is a predicted model, not a curated record. Gene Ontology annotation, molecular function: olfactory receptor activity; G protein-coupled receptor activity. The coding region runs from base 1 to 993 and encodes 330 amino acids. Gene Ontology annotation, biological process: G protein-coupled receptor signaling pathway. Lineage: Eukaryota; Metazoa; Chordata; Actinopteri; Characiformes; Serrasalmidae.
AUGAGUACCGUGGUGUCCUUUGAGAAUACUACAUUCGUUCGCCCCCCAACAUUUUACAUUAAUGGAUUGUACAACAUGCCACAUGCAAAGUAUUACUAUAUGUUUUUGUGUUUUGUGUACGCUGUGACUGUUUUAGGGAAUUCUUUUAUAAUGGGUACUAUUUGCCUGGCACGUACUCUGCACACAGCAAAGUAUAUAGCUGUCUUCAACUUGGCCUUGUCUGAUCUCUUUGGAAGCUCUGCUCUCAUUCCUAAGUAUGCAGCAAUGUUUCUUCUUGAGAACCAGUACAUAUCUUAUGAAGACUGUAUGACAAACCUGUUUUUUGUUUUUGUUUUUAUGACCAUGCAGUCAUAUACUCUGCUUGCUUUGGCCUUUGACAGAGUAAUUGCUAUAUGUUUUCCUCUGAGGUAUCAUGCUAUUGUCACUAAAGCCACAAUGACUCUGAUCAUUGGUGUUAUGUGGCUUAUCUCUGUGGCUAUUAUGGUUGUUACUCUAGCUCUGCUUACCAGAUUGUCCUUCUGUAGAUCUACCACAGUUGGCAGUUAUUUUUGUGAUAAUGGCCCUAUCUUCAGACUAGCCUGUAAUGAUAAUUCCCCUAAUUUCAUAAUGGCCUAUGUCUAUGUUGCUAUUGUGCUUUGCCUUCCGUUAACAUUAAUAGCUAUCUCAUAUGUUUGUAUUGGUGUUGCUCUGUGUAAGAUCUCACAUGGUGCUGAGCGAAUCAAGGCUAUGAAAACCUGCACUUCCCACCUCAUAUUAGUGGCAAUGUUUUAUCUACCAAUUUUCAGCGUUUAUAUAUCUGCUCUUACAACGCACAUACAUCCAAACACUAGAAUAAUCAACUCGGUCCUGACACAAACAAUUCCACCCAUGUUAAACCCCAUCAUAUAUUCUCUGAAGACAGAGGAGGUAUUGCAGUCUAUUAAAUUACUCUACAAACGAAUCAAGGAGAAUUUUGCAAUGGAAGAUCCAUUGGUAAGCAUUGCAAAAAAUUAG